Amorphotheca resinae ATCC 22711 is the source of this 4770-nucleotide messenger RNA. RefSeq lists its product as hypothetical. Lineage: Eukaryota; Fungi; Ascomycota; Leotiomycetes; Helotiales; Amorphothecaceae. Gene Ontology annotation, molecular function: protein binding. Gene Ontology annotation, biological process: endosomal vesicle fusion; protein targeting to vacuole. The transcript has 3 exons. Gene Ontology annotation, cellular component: HOPS complex; late endosome. The record is from RefSeq and is a predicted model, not a curated record. The coding region runs from base 1 to 4770 and encodes 1589 amino acids.
AUGAGCUCUUCUGUGGAAAACGACAGCGGUGCGGAGGAGGAGACGAUUAAUGGAGAUGUGCCAGUGCCGGCGGCAGAGGAGACCCCCGCGAUACAUAAAAGCAAUGGGAACGGGUCGCAUCCUGCUGGAGGGCGCAUCGUGGAGUUGUUGCAGGAGGAACGAGAUGGAGCAUCAACGCCGGAGCAGUUGGGAAACGGCACCAACCGAUAUAAAGUUGUCCAGCAGCUAGACAAUGAAUCUGAAGAUGGGUCGUCAGAGGCUCUGCCUCGGCGAGCUGGAAGCCCUCUCGAAUCAAUCCUGUCAAACCCAGAUGAUUCUCCAUCAGUUCAGGGCUCUUUUAUGUCUUCUCCGGCAGGAAGCAGCUUGCUUCCCUCCGUGGCGUCGAGGCCAGGUCUCGAAAGCCCGAGUCCCUCCUUUCGACCCUUUGACCGUCGUUUCCAAUCGCGUCUCUCAAGCUCCACAUACACUCUAUCCCGCGCCUCCUCACCUGCCUUUCCCAGAGGCCACUCACGGCAAACCUCUAUGAGUAGCCAAAUGAUCGAAGCGGGGGACACCGAUACCCCGUCGCCUCCUUGGGAAGUAGUGCGAUGGACGAAGCUGAAGAAGCUGAACGGCCAGGCGUUUUCUGAGGUUGGCAAACGCAAUUUUGGCGUGCCAACGUGUAUAGCAGUGUCUGUAUCGAUAGUGUUGGGAACCUCGAAGGGAAUAAUUCUAAUUUUCGAUUAUCACCAAAACCUCAAGUCAAUCAUUGGACCUGGUACAAAGGCUGUCGAAUGUGGUGCCGUUACCUCCGUUGCUAUUUCUGCAGAUCACUUGGUAGUUGCUGCAGGCCAUGCAAACGGUAGCAUUUUCACAUGGGAGACAGCAAGAGCAGCUCGUCCCUUUCUCCAUAUUCCGAGCAUUGAGCCUUCGCAGAUGAAAAACCGUACAAUUGAUGGCCAUGUUCUAAACUUUUCUAUUAGGCAUUUGGGCUUUCUCGGAACUAGGCACACAGCCCUCGUCUCUGCUGAUGACCGAGGAAUGGCUUUCUCACACCUUGCGACAAGAGGCAUGGGUGCCGUAGGGCGCUCUGUUAAGACUACUCGUAUAUUAGGCCGAUACCCCAGUGACAUCAGUACUACUGGAAAGCCACGGAAACCAAGUACUGUACUGGCCUUUGCUCCACUCCCCCUUGGCAAUGUUGAGCGAGGUACAGAUACUUUGGGGCUCACAGCAAUGCUCACUCCUUAUUUGCUUGUGAUCGUCUCAACGACCCCAAUUGCUGAGACACAACAUAAAGCAGCACGGCCAAAGGAAGUAGCUGCCCAUAGUGCUAUGAGUGGCUGUUUGGCGUGGUUUCCAGCAGUCAAAUUAAAGGUCAAGGAUCCUGUCACUGGUAGUGAGGUAUCCAAAGUAAAGCUUGUAUACUGCUGGUCUAAUGUCUUGACUGUUCUGGAUGUUGAUGAAAUCGAAUCUUCUGAUAAGGACAAGCCCCCGACCCUCUCUUUCAAUGCUCGCAGCCGGUGGAAAGCAGAUGAAGCCAUUGUUGCUGUUCAAUGGCUCAGUCGGUCAGUGCUCACUGUUCUAACCAUUACCCAACGAUUGAUCAUUUUGGAGGAUGGAAGCAUGCGCAUGACGGAAGCUUUUGAUCUCGUCCAGAAACAUAUUUACCACCAAGAUCUGUUCUCGAGGCAGUUGCAUAAUCUUGUCGAGCAACUGGAUGAGGAAGAUCCGUCAAUGCAUGGUGUUGUGGCUGAUGCAUUUUACAUGAGCUUCAAGGCAUACAAAGGUCGGAUGUUCCUUCUUGGGUUCAAUGAUAUAUCCAUUGGAAUCCUAUCGAAUUGGGCAGAUCGACUCAUUGCGUUGAUGGAAGAUGGUGACUACAUUGGUGCAAUCCAACUCGCAACAUCUUACUACACAGGCGACGCUGAUAAGCUCACAAUUGGCCUCCCUGAAGACUCAGAGCUGCGGCAUUCGAUGGUGCGGGAAAAGUUGAUUGAAAUCAUGACAGCAUCACUCAAGUUUGCUUCUGGACAGCGACGGAAGGAUCCAGUCACGACCGGCGAUGGCCACUUGAGGGGUUUGGCCGAAGCAUGUUUUGAAGCUUGUCUCAGCAUAGGUGAUAUUGAUUUUCUCUUCGAUGAAGCCUAUGAGUGGUAUGAGCACAGCGAUUCCGAGGGCAUCUUCCUCGAGACACUGGAACCAUAUAUCGUCGAGAAGCAAAUUACUACCAUACCUCCAACGAUUGUCAAGGCAAUAAUCACUCAUUAUGUGAGCAGAGGCUUAGAAACUCGACUGGAAGAAAUGAUUUGUCAUAUGGAGACGGCUACCCUCGACAUAGACCAAAUCACCACUCUUUGCAAACAGCACAACCUGUACGAUGCGCUGAUCUAUGUGUGGAAUCAGGCACUCCACGAUUAUAUCACGCCCCUUAUUGAUCUUUUAUCUUUGUUGAUACCCUUAGUCCAGAAUGGAGACUAUGUUAUAAAUGGGAAAGUCAUGGAAGAUCCAGUCUUUGGCGUUAACGCCUUGAAAAUGUUUCCAUACAUGUCUUACACUUUCACUGGCCGGGUCUAUCCCACUGGUGAACUUCUUGGGGAGGAGGAAGCCAUAAACGCCAAAGCCGAGUUGUAUUGGUUCAUGUUCUCAGGAAAGACAAUCACCUGGCCCAAGGGGAGCAAGAAGCCCUUUUUGACGCAGCCUACACAGGAGCAGGAGCCAUCUUUCCCGUAUCUUCGCAUGAUUUUGAAGUUCGAUGCCCCUAGCUUUCUCAGUGCUAUGAACGAAGCUUUUGAAGACUCGUUUCUUAAUGAUACACCCGAGAGAGCGGUCAAUGGUGGCUCCAACCGCAACCUGCCAGAAGAGCGCGUAUUUGGGCUGUCUGUCAAUAGGCAAUACAUUAUCACGAUUCUGUUGGAAAUCAUGAAUCCGAAUGAAUUUGCUCCAGAGGACACAAUCUACCUCGAUAUGUUCAUUGCACGCAACCUCCCGAAGUUUCCUCAGUACUUGCUACUAUCCGGGACAGCUCUGCAUAAGGUUCUCAUAGGACUUUGCAACUAUCCUGGAGAGGACAUUGCAGAUGAUGCACAAUUAAGUGCUGAAUACUUGCUGUCCGUCUACCACCCGCCAGAUCUCAUGGAUUUGUUGCCACUUUUCCGAAAGGCUGGUUUCUAUCGGGUUCUCAAGCGCAUAUAUAAAUCGGAGAGACAGUACGACAAAUUGCUGGAAACCUUCCUUGAGGACCCCAACGAUCGGGAGUCGAUCUUCGACUGUCUAGCUGACUGUUUGAGGCCCCGGUCAGGUCUCACCAAGAGACAAAUAAAGGGAGUCCACGAAGUGAUUGAGGCUCAUGCAAGUCAACUUGUCUACCUUGAUCCGGAGAGAACUGCCCAAACCAUGGAAUUAUACGCCCCUUCGCUCCACCAAACACUCUUAGAUUCCAUUACAGAUGGUUUGGAAGUCCAGUAUAUCUAUCUUCGCACAAUAUUAGAGCCAGCGACCAGAGAGAUCGAUGAUGCGAAACGUGAAUCAAGAGGUGCAUUUACUGAACGCUACGUGCAGUUGAUGUGCAAGUUCGAUCCAUCACAUGUUGUGGAGUAUAUUGAAUCAGUAGAGGCAAGCAAUUUGCGUCUCGAUAAGGUCUUACCGUCCAUGGAAGAAAGUGGUGUUGUCGACGCUGCCGUGAUUCUGAUGUCUCGGGAUGGCCAGAUACGAGAAGCAAUGGACCGACUCCUUAUGCAUCUGAAGAAAUUGGAAGCUGCCCUUGUUGGCCUACUGAGUGGCUCGGCUGAGGAUAUGCAAUCCAUGCAAGCGGGAGAGGCUGCCGAAGACCUUCUAGCUGCCUUACAAAAAUAUACUAAUGUUGGUAUUUGGCUUUGUCAAGGGCAGGCAAAGGCUUCACACCUUCGUGCAAUCACAUCACCAACUCGAAAAAAGCCUGUGCCAAAGAACGAGCUUCUCCCCGAGGAAGUACUGUGGUUAGACUUGAUCGAUAUUACGGUGCAGAUUACACGGAAACUCUCAGCAAGCUUGAGUGAUUUUGAGGGAUCGCCAGUCACGAAUAUUGAGCCUGAUAAAUUGCUUACUCAGUUGCGCACACUUGUCCAGCGUAGCUUUACUGCUUUACUAACAUCGACCUCGACACCUUCCCCUUCCGGCACCAACUUGUCAUUUUUGCGAAUUCUUCGGGCUUUCCUGACCCGAGCGUCAAUUUCUUCACCGAAUCUCAGCGAUUUAAGGGCUGUCCUUGCUUCUAUCUUCUCUGCAUAUGCCUACGAGGAGAGCAUUCUUGGCCUUGCCAAUCGACUGCUAGAGAAAGAUUUGUUCGUUAACGUACAAUCUGCUGCUGCCCUCCGCCAACGUGGCUGGAGACCACGCGGUUCUACUUGUGAAGGCUGUGGUCGUCGGGUCUGGGGUCCAGGGGUCUCAGGAGAUGUAUUUGGUGAAUGGGAAAAGAGACAAGAGUUGGAGCUCAAGAGAAAACAGGAACAACGGGCCCAAUUGGCUGGAGGCAAUGUGGAGCGAGGAAAGGGCAGAGCUCAUGUCAGAAAUGUGAGUACGGCCAGCAUUUCGGAAAACCCUAAACAUAAAGGCAAGAGUGUAGAUGCGGAGGAUGGCCAGCGGGCGGGAGGCCAACUUGAGUCGAGACCGCAGCAAGGAUUGGAACCUUUGGUUGUACUUGCUUGUAGGCAUAUUUAUCACCAGUCGUGCUUGGAGGCUAUGCAGAUUGAUGGCCAGGCUGCGGGAGAUCUGUCUGACGGCAGGGAGUUCAGGUGUCCUAUAGAUGGGUAG